Molecule: messenger RNA, 944 nt
Organism: Tilletiopsis washingtonensis
Lineage: Eukaryota; Fungi; Basidiomycota; Exobasidiomycetes; Entylomatales
Exons: 1
Coding region: 56-640 (194 amino acids)
Source: RefSeq, a predicted model, not a curated record
CUCGGAAAGCAAGCUCGCCGUCGAAGCCACGACGCGCGCCGGACGGCCGUGCACCAUGCAAGCAGCUCACGGCACGCCCGGCGAGGCCUCGCUGUGGUACACGGCACGGCGGCACGGCGCGGCACGCGGCCAGCUCGAAUUAGCAGCCGGCCUAGCGCAUCUCGCACGCCCAAACAUACCCCGUGCCCUCCUUUCACAGCGUGCCAGGCCAGACGCAAACAUCGAAGCACACUUGCCUCUGCGUGCCAGAGCGGCAGCUGUUGGCGGGCUGGAUGUUCGAGAUUGCCGGAGCACGUCGCGUCGAGGAGCGCGCAGCAGAGUGCAGCGUUCGCGGCGGCAGGCUCGCAGCGGCGCCAGGAGAGAUGCUGCCUGGCGGGCGCGCGCUUCGGGAGCCCACGUUCGCAGCGUCGUGGACCCGCUGCUGGCCCCGACGGUGCGGGGACGCUCGCGUCCAAGGCGUGCUCGACCGGCAGCCGCAGGCACAGCACCUCUCCAGCACGAGAUGCCGCCGGGACCGAGCCACGCAACGCAGCGCGGAGAAACGUGGGCGUCGUCGAGCUGGCCGACGAAUGCUCUGCUGCUGCGCUCUCGGGCGCUGCAGCACCUGCGGCAGCUCGCUGCUUCAGCAUGCGCUCUCUGAGCGGCUGAGUCUCAUCUCACGCAGCUGCGGCUCGUUCGGCAGGCAUGCUUCGACGCGGACGAGCGAGCGCCACAGAGCGCAGCGCUGCGUCCGUCGGCCAGCGAGUAUUAAAAGCCAGCCGGCGUGCACGCGGCUCUCCGACGUCCGCCCGCCUCAGCCAGCCAUUCGCUCGUCCAGACCUGCACGGGCGGCAAUGCCAGCCUCUGCUCUUGCUGCGUGAGGAUUCCGACGAGUCGUCGCUCGAGCAAUGGCGUGCUCGCCGUGCAGCCACGCUGCCGAGAGAGGCGGCGCGGGCAUUCGAGAG